AUCCUGCCCAAAUUGUAAGGUCCAGCAGAGCCAGUGGAGCUGGUGAAGAGGGACGCAAGCACCUUCCUAAUCCGUCCAUGAUGCGCUGGAGCGGAAAUAAGGCCCACAGCUUCGAAGCAGCCUGCUCCACUGCUUGACAGCAUUUUACGACACGAAGGGUAUAAGAAUCCACGUUUAUGGCCCGUGUGUGGUGUCAAGUGUACACAGAAGACAGCGAGUGAUUACUGGAAGCCAGCAGGGAUAAGAGCAAACGAAGAUGACACAGGAGGAGACGCGUUCCAUCGAAUACUACUACAAGGCCCCACCUGGUGUGAAUCCACAGUAUACGCUUUCACAAGAUUGGAGGAAAGCUGGGGAGAUUAUCGGCACUGCAUUCUACCCGAAUAAGUUCAACCAGCUCAUCACAGAGCACUGUUCUCUGGAGGAGAACGUCAAGGAGUACCAGGAGAGAGUCGAGCAUGUCAUGCAGAACAAUACGCUCUGUCUUCAGAGUGAUGACUAUAGUGCAGUUGCACUAUGGACACCACCUGAAUGGAGAAUCGUUCCAUACAGCAUUGAUUUGCACGGCCAUUUUGAGUUCUCUGAGGACGAGUUCAAGAGAUGUGCCGAGAAGUUCUUUGUAAGCUAUGGGAUCCCGUACUGGCAUCUGACCCUUGUUGCAAAGAAUGUAAAUUCGAACACCAAGGGCUCGGUGUCGAAGGUGAUGAAGCCAAUCCUGGAAGAUGCGAAGGAGAGAGGCAUCCCAGCCGCACUGGAGUGCAUCGACGAGAGAGCCAGACAGAUAUACGAGCACUAUGGGUUCAAGACCUACGAAAUCAUCAAGAUUGGUGAAGGUUCUGUAAAUUCACUAGGCGAGGAGCAGGAGGGUGGCGAGGGCUUGACAUUGUGGUAUAUGAUUUACAACUACGAUGAUAAGGAGCACAAGCCUUUGGAUGUUUGAAGCACUACAUAACUAGCAUUUAUAUGUGUGGCUCCUGUUGCUGCACCAUAUAUAAUCGCAUUUCCAAUUGAACAAUGUUGAGAAGCUGAGGUA
This is a messenger RNA of Williopsis jadinii, 1033 nucleotides long. It is a transcript of the gene IAT4, whose product is annotated as Iat4p. NCBI's taxonomy places the organism in Eukaryota, Fungi, Ascomycota, Saccharomycetes, Phaffomycetales, Wickerhamomycetaceae. Bases 257 to 940 code for a protein of 227 amino acids. The transcript has a single exon. The record is from RefSeq and is a predicted model, not a curated record.